AAAUAAGCCUACGCGCAUGGAAUCGAGUUCCAGGAUGUAGAGGUCAACACGUAAGUAAAGAAAAGGACAUCUGUCACUAGGUAUAUAAAACUCUCUAUCUGCUCCUCGUUUAGAGAGAUUAUCAUCUAGUCAUUGGAAAAAUUUUUUAUUAAUUCCACUGUCCACACGAGGAAAAAAAAAAAAAAAAAAAAAAAAAAAAAAUAAAAAAAAAUAAUAAUAAUAAUAAUAAUAAUAAUAAUAAAAAAAUGAUGGAGUUCCAGUUCACUCCUAACGAGAAACAGUAUGUCGAAGACCGACAGUUGGCAAUCGACCAUAGCAGUGUUAUUAGUAGAAAAGCGUUUGAGGUUAACAUUGGCCUCUUCACGGGUCUCGCUAUUGUAGCUGUCGCCGCCCGCAUUAAAAUUCGAAUACAGGACAUGCGAUGCCUUUUACUCGACGACUAUAUACUCCUUUUCGCGACAGUAUGCCUCACGGUAUCCUUGGGCAUACUGUACUGGGAAAUGACGGAGUUGUACCUGUUGGGUGCUCUAACAAAUAUGCCUACAAAGAUUGUUUUGUCUGCGGGCGAGAUCACGUCGAUGCUGGAUUUUAACAAGAAAAGCUCGAUUAAUACGCCACUGAACUGGAUUGCCAUUACUGCGGUCAAGUUUUCCUUCCUGGCGUACUUUUCCAAGCUGGUCCAGAAUAUCUCACCCAAGCUCAAAACCUACUUCUGGUGCGUCAUCGUAUUUACGGGCUCUUCAUUGGUCUUUAUAGCAUCCUCAAACUUCAUAAACUGUCCCUAUUAUGGGAGAGAGGGUUUUGAGAAAUGCCCCGACGUCGGAAGCCAAUCGAGGGCACUCGGAACGCUAAUCGGCACGACGGCUGUUGACGUUAUCACCGACAUAUUGGUUAUCAGUUUCCCGGUUAUUAUCAUCUAUCACAUGCGCAUGAGCCGGCAGCGAAAGCUGGCGUUUGCAGCUGUAUUAUCACUAUCGCUGGCCAUGAUCAUCAUUGCCAUAAUGCGGCUCGUUGUUGGAUUGACCGUUAAGAGCGUCCACCUGGACAGCGUCUUUUUAGUUUUUUGGCAGCACAUCGAGGCGUGUGUCGCUGUCAUAGUGGGGUCGCUCGCAGCUUUUCGCAUGGCCUUCAACAGAGGCGAAGGAAUGGAGGAUGCAGCCGUGGAAGGUACGCCGCGCAAGUGGUGGCGGGCGCUUCGAUCAAGCGAGGAAGAGACCGGAAGGGAAAAGUGAGCGUGCCGCCAUGGUGGGUUGUACGGGUCAAGAUUCCAAGCAAACGCAGCAACGCCGCAACGCCGCAACGCCGCAUGGAACACCCCUGUCACCGAUUUGUCUUAAGGAAACCUCACCGCGAUUUUGCAUGCGGGAAUAACAGAACUUUGUCCUGCUGCUCACUUUCAAGUAAUUCUGCAACACUUCCACUCAGUCUAAGCACAC
This is a messenger RNA of Aplosporella prunicola CBS 121167, 1436 nucleotides long. RefSeq lists its product as uncharacterized. The coding region runs from base 246 to 1232 and encodes 328 amino acids. The record is from RefSeq and is a predicted model, not a curated record. The transcript has 3 exons. NCBI's taxonomy places the organism in Eukaryota, Fungi, Ascomycota, Dothideomycetes, Botryosphaeriales, Aplosporellaceae.